CGGAAAAGGAAGGAACUGACUGCUGGAACGCCGGCAGUGACCGCGGCGACAGCGGUGACCCAGUGAGAGGAAGGCAACGGCGAGGGCGGUUGGUCAUUAUCCUCAGUAUCCUGGCUGGCGGUUAGAAGCGGUGCCGGCGGCCUAGGGCAACCCUGGGGUGUACUCAGGUGUCGAAGGUAGUGCCGGCAGUAACCGCUGGACAUUUAAAAUUGCUUAGAGUCAACACUUUGAUUCCAGCCAUGGGUUUGUCAGCAUCUACUCCUACUGCUGCAGUUGAGACCUCAAAUGUUUCAGAUCAUCAGACAGUAUCUCCACCUUCAAGAUGCCCAAUGCAUAAAAGGAAAAGUCAAGGCUGUCCAAUAAGCGUGGAACCAUCUGGUCCAACUAGUGACAGCAAAACAUACCCUGUGCCUGCCCACCAGGAUCAAGCAUACCAGUACGUGGGAUGCCCCUUUGCAAGUGCUCAGGCCAAUAAGAAGAACCUGGAUCCUUCAAAUCUGAUGCCACCACCUAAUCAAACACCAUCCCCAGAUCAGCCGUUUGCUUUGUCUACUAUCAGAGAAGAAUCAUCCAUUCCAAGAGCAGACUCUGAGAAAAAGUGGGUUUAUCCUUCUGAGCAGAUGUUCUGGAAUGCAAUGUUAAGGAAAGGGUGGAAGUGGAAGGAUGAGGAUAUUAGUCAGAAAGAUAUGUAUAAUAUCAUUAAGAUUCACAAUCAGAAUAAUGAACAGGCCUGGAAGGAGAUUUUGAAGUGGGAAGCCCUUCAUGCUGCGGAGUGUCCUUGUGGUCCAUCAUUGAUCCGAUUUGGAGGGAAGGCAAAACAGUAUUCACCAAGGGCAAGAAUUCGUUCCUGGAUGGGGUAUGAGUUGCCUUUUGACAGGCAUGACUGGAUCAUCAACCGCUGUGGGACGGAAGUUAGAUAUGUGAUUGAUUACUAUGAUGGUGGUCAAGUGAACAAGGACUACCAGUUCACCACCCUGGAUGUGCGUCCCGCCUUAGAUUCAUUUUCAGCUGUAUGGGACAGAAUGAAGGUCGCUUGGUGGCGCUGGACUUCAUAACCAGUUUUGUUUGUGAUGGAAAAACAAACUUGUUUUUUUCCUGAGAGGUACAUUAAACUAUUUCCCCUAAAUUCCAUUCAUGUUGUAAGGAGAACUUGAAGUGGGCAGUCACACUUCAUCCUUCACUUAGUGAGGGAUACCAUGUUCUAGUAACCUUUGAGUCACAUUUUGCCUUGCAGUUUAUAGCAGACCAUUUUAAGUUUUCCUCCCAUUUCAUGUAAGUGGGAGGCAGUCCCUUGGAUUUUCCUUUAACUGCACUGUUGCCUGUGUAGUUCAUCUUAAAAAGUUUUAACCUCUGUAAAAGAGCUUUUGAAAAACACUGAAAGUUGUCUUGUUUUUUCAUAAAUGAGAUGUAAAACCUGAAAGUGCAAUGUUCAUGAGCUUUUACUUGGACAAAUAUUUUAACUAAAACUUAGCAAUAAGACAGUUAUGCUUUUUAAAAAAUGACCAGCACUUAUGAAUUUCCUACAAUUUAUUAGCACCUCUCAAAAAAAUGCAAGAGUAUACAUACACUGGAAAGGUAUUCAGCAAGAAUAAGCAUGUCUUUCCUCUCCAAAUUCUCAUUUAUAAGAAUUUUUCAGACUGUACCUGUUACAGAAAUUUCAACUCACCAUGAAGUAACACUGCAUAUAUUUUGGAACAUAUAUUUUAACUUUUAAGUUUUUCCUUUUAAUUCCUAUAAUUCUAAUAUGUAAGUCAGUUUCCCAAGAAAGAGUCCCAUUCCUUCCCGGGAGGGGAGCUUUCCUUCCAAUUGGCCUAAUCCAAACCCUGAGAGCCUAGCUUAAAUCACAGCACCAGUGCUGAUCCCUCUCUAAAACAUCAUUUAUUUGGCUGUGUGUUAAAAUUCACCAAGAAGAGUACCUUUUCUCAGAUGUAGAGUAUUUGCAUCAAUUCAGUGUGGAUUUUUUGUUUUAGGGAACCUCUAAAUUUGCUGUUGGAAUUCUUUGUUUCAGUAACCCAUGGACUGGUUCUAACUAUAGCAGCAUGUUACAAAUGACUGGUUUUUCUUCAGUGUUCGUGAUGUUAAAUCUUUCAUUUAUCUUGAAUACUUAGUGUUAAAUUAUUAGAUGGAAUUGGCAGUCUGAGUGAUUGACUUGGUGUGGAUUUCUCUGUUAUGUCAGUUCUGUGUGGAGGUUCAAAAAUGCAACAACCUUAAGUUGUACGUGUCAGAAUAUUUAUAUAUUUUUAAAUAAAGCUGAUAGUUCUCGGGU
Messenger RNA from Fukomys damarensis (Damara mole-rat), 2266 nucleotides. RefSeq names its product cytochrome c-type heme lyase. The record is from RefSeq and is a predicted model, not a curated record. Lineage: Eukaryota; Metazoa; Chordata; Mammalia; Rodentia; Bathyergidae. Gene Ontology annotation, molecular function: holocytochrome-c synthase activity. Gene Ontology annotation, biological process: cytochrome c-heme linkage. Gene Ontology annotation, cellular component: mitochondrion. Bases 240 to 1055 code for a protein of 271 amino acids. The transcript has 7 exons.